Molecule: messenger RNA, 1761 nt
Organism: Cuculus canorus (common cuckoo)
Lineage: Eukaryota; Metazoa; Chordata; Aves; Cuculiformes; Cuculidae
Product: TBC1 domain family member 10B-like
Exons: 10
Coding region: 41-1480 (479 amino acids)
Source: RefSeq, a predicted model, not a curated record
AGAGACUCUUCCAACCUCAACGUCGUCCAUCUCAAAGUCAAUGGAGACCCCUUCAACCUCAACAUCGUCCAUUUCGAGGUCAACGGAGACCCUUCCGACCUCAACGUUGGCCAUCUCGGCGUCGGACCUCACCGCCACCUCGACGUCGGCCACCUCGGAGCCCUCCCCGGUGGCCGUUUUGGGCUCUUUGGGCGAGCAGAGGCUGUUGGGGGCCAACGGGCAGGGUCGGGGCUCGCGGGGCAGCCUGGGGCCGGGGAUCCCUCCUCCCGGCGGAGGAGACCUGGACUCGGUCAGCGUCUUGUCGGGGACCUUGGAGUCCUUGGCCGGUUCCUUCGCCGACGACAUCAGCUCCGUGGGCUCCGAUUCCGAGGCUGCGGCGCCGUCCUUUCGACGCACCGACCGCUACGGUUUCCUGGGGGGCAGCCAGUACAGCGAGGCGCUGCCGAGUUCGGUGCCGGUGGACGUCGCGCGGCAGCGGGAGCUGAAGUGGCUCGAGAUGUUCAACCAUUGGGACAAGUGGCUCACGCGCCGAUACCAGAAGGUGAAGCUGCGGUGCCGCAAGGGGAUCCCAUCGUCGCUGCGGGCCCGAGCCUGGCAGCUCCUCUCCGACAGCAAAGCGCGGCAGGAGCAGAACCCGGGGCUCUUCCAGGAGUUGGAGCGCCAGGCGGGCGAGCGGCGCUGGUUGGACGCCAUCGAGAAGGACCUCCACCGGCAGUUCCCCUUCCACGAGAUGUUCGCCGCCCGCGGGGGGCACGGGCAGCAGGACCUCUACCGCAUCCUCAAGGCCUACACGGUCCUUCGGCCGCAGGAGGGGUACUGCCAAGCGCAGGCGCCGGUGGCCGCCGUCCUCCUCAUGCAGAUGCCCGCCGAGCAAGCGUUUUGGUGCUUGGUGCAAAUCUGCGAUAAAUAUCUGCCGGGGUAUUAUAGCGCCGGAUUGGAGGCGGUGCAGUUGGACGGGGAGGUGUUUGUGGCGCUGCUGCGCCGCGCGGCUCCGGGCGCUCACCGGCACCUGCGGCGCCUGCGGGUGGAGCCGCUGCUCUACCUCACCGAGUGGUUCAUGUGCAUCUUCGCCCGCACCCUGCCCUGGGCCGCCGUCCUCCGCGUCUGGGACAUGUUCUUCUGCGAGGGGGUGAAGGUUCUGUUCCGGGUGGCGCUGGUGCUGCUCCGCCAGGCGCUGGGAUCGGCCGAGAAGCUGCGGAGCUGCCCCGGAAUGUACGAAACCCUGGAGAGGCUCCGCAGUGUCCCUCCGCCCGGCCUGAGCGACGACAGCCUCGUCCUGCAGGUGUCGUCGGUGCCCCUCUCGGAGGCCCUCUUGGAGCGGGUGACGUCUCUGCAGUUGCGCCAAUGGCGUCAGACCCGGGGGGAGCUGCAGCGGCCGCCGCCCCCGCGGCUCCACGGCGCCCGGCACAUCCGGCAGCAGCGCCUCGCCGGGGCCGAGCAGCUCCGGGAGAGCAUCGCGGCUCCUAUUGACGACCCUUGAUUGAUCGAUCGAUCGAUCGACAGCCCCCAUCGACACUCCAACCGCCGUCGCCGCCUCCGAUCGAUCAAUAGCUCCCGACUGCCCUCAUGGAACUGAUAAUUGAUUAAUUGAUUAAUUGAUUGACGGCCCACGAGGAUCGAUUGACGGCUCCGGGAAGGAUUGGCAGCGGCGAUCGAUCGAUCGAUCGAUCGAUCGAUUGAUUAACAGCUCCGAGAUUGGCAACUCCAGCAUUGAUCGACAGCUCCGGGAUCGAUUGAUUGAUGGAUUGAUUGAUUGAUUGA